AUGGAGCUGGCGGCUGAGAAUGGCAGCGAGGGCAACGCGAGCGGUCUGGAGCCAGGCGACCCCGAGCCGCGGCCCCUGCUGGGCAUUGGCGUGGAGAACCUGGCCACGCUGGUGGUGUUCGGGCUCAUCUUCGCGCUGGGCGUGCUGGGCAACAGCCUGGUGAUCACCGUGCUGGCGCGCAGCAAGCCGGGCAAGCCGCGCAGCACCACCAACCUGUUCAUCCUCAACCUGAGCAUCGCCGACCUGGCCUACCUGCUCUUCUGCAUCCCCUUCCAGGCCACGGUCUACGCGCUGCCCACCUGGGUGCUGGGCGCCUUCAUCUGCAAGUUCACGCACUACUUCUUCACCGUCUCCAUGCUCGUCAGCAUCUUCACCCUGGCGGCGAUGUCGGUGGACCGCUACGUGGCCAUCGUGCACGCGCGCCGCUCCUCGUCCCUGCGGGUGUCCCGCAACGCGCUGCUGGGCGUCGCGGUCAUCUGGGCACUGUCCAUCGCCAUGGCCUCACCCGUGGCCUACCACCAGGGCCUCUUCCACCGCGGCGCCCACAACGAGACCUUCUGCUGGGAGCAGUGGCCCAACCCGCGCCACAAGAAGGCCUACGUGGUGUGUACCUUUGUCGUCGGCUACCUGCUGCCUCUGCUGCUCAUCUGCUUCUGCUACGCCAAGGUUCUUAACCAUUUGCAUAAAAAGCUGAAGAACAUGUCAAAGAAGUCAGAAGCCUCGAAGAAGAAGACGGCGCAGACGGUGCUGGUGGUCGUGGUGGUGUUCGGCAUUUCCUGGCUGCCGCACCAUGUCAUCCACCUCUGGGUUGAAUUUGGCGUCUUCCCCCUGACCCCCGCCUCGUUCCUCUUCAGAAUCACAGCACACUGCCUGGCAUACAGCAACUCCUCCGUGAACCCCAUCAUCUAUGCUUUUCUCUCGGAGAAUUUCAGGAAGGCCUACAAGCAAGUGUUCAAGUGUCCCCUGCGUACGCAGUCCCCACUCAACGACACGAAGGAGAACAAGAGCCGCAUCGACACCCCGCCCUCCACCAACUGCACCCACGUGUAA
Molecule: messenger RNA, 1050 nt
Organism: Elephantulus edwardii (Cape elephant shrew)
Lineage: Eukaryota; Metazoa; Chordata; Mammalia; Macroscelidea; Macroscelididae
Gene: GALR1
Product: galanin receptor 1
Exons: 3
Coding region: 1-1050 (349 amino acids)
Biological process (GO): negative regulation of adenylate cyclase activity; G protein-coupled receptor signaling pathway; positive regulation of cytosolic calcium ion concentration
Cellular component (GO): membrane
Molecular function (GO): galanin receptor activity
Source: RefSeq, a predicted model, not a curated record